AUGAAGUUGAGGAAUGGAAACCGUAUCUCACAUCUCACACAGGCUCCCCAGCAGCCCCCUACUAUCCUGCAGCAGCUCCCAGCAACCAUGAUGCCUCCUGGCUCCUCUGCUUCCAUUAGGCCUGGUGGUCACGUCAAGGAGGACCUUGUAGAGCUGAUGAUGAUCCAGAAUGCCCAGAUGCACCAGGUCAUCAUGAACAACAUGACCAUGUCAGCUCUCAGCUCGUUCGGAUACUCCAGCCCUCUGUCAGGCCCUGUGGCUCCCAGAGAUCUGGUUGUUAUUCAAGAGAAUGAGGCUGACCAAGAGACAUACCACCAUUAUUACCACCAUGCUCCAUUCCUGUUCUACCCUGAAUGGCUCCUGCAUCAGGCCACACUGGUCCACCUAGACCCCAACAACCCCCCUUCUUCUCCGCCACACACAGACAGGCCUGCUGUCCCUCCUCCCCCGCCCAACGCCACUGGGAUUGUGGGAGCCAACGUCACUCCCGCAGCAGAGAGCAACAGUGCUGCUGAGGCAAAGGCAGAGAAGAAGAGAAAUUGA
Morone saxatilis (striped sea-bass) is the source of this 543-nucleotide messenger RNA. RefSeq lists its product as uncharacterized. The coding region runs from base 1 to 543 and encodes 180 amino acids. The transcript has 6 exons. The record is from RefSeq and is a predicted model, not a curated record. Lineage: Eukaryota; Metazoa; Chordata; Actinopteri; Moronidae.